CUCUGAGCUCAAAGAAGGACCGGGAAGUUUCUGCACAAGUCGCAGAAAAGGAUUCUGUGAGUAAACAGUUGAGCAUGAUGCAUCAAGAUUACGCUAACAAGAAAGUGGAGGCAGCACUAGCUACCGAAGCAGCACUAAAGCUCCAGCAGAGUGUCGAUGAGCUUAAGGUAUUGGCCCAAAAGAAGGAUGAUGAGAUUGCUAGACUCCAAGCACAAGCUGCGGGGGCCAAAAUGAACUUGCAGGAAACACACUCCUUGGUGAAGGAGAAAGAUGAUGAGACCCCAAGACUCAAAAUUCGGCAACCUAUGUCUGUUCUAAGGCCCAUCAAGGAUAGCAAUGAGACACAUAAAAAAUCCAGGUCUGAUGAUCCAGCUGUAAGUGGCAAAUCCAGAAACAAUGUAGGAAAAGAUGGGCAAGAUGAAACUAGUCAGAAGCGCAGGCGUGUCUCUUCCACAUCUGAUCGUCAGCACACAGUACGCCAACAUCAUGGGAGUACUUUGCCACCCUCGUUUGCAGCCAGCCUGGUAAAGCUCAAGGAGAUGGAACAUCAGCCCAAGCUGGAGCAGGUUUAGUCGUCUUUGCUGACUGAUAAUUCAAGCUUGUUAACUACGAAUAGCUCAUCUGAUGAUCACUGCGGCUUCUUGUAAAUUGAUACUUAUG
Lolium rigidum is the source of this 660-nucleotide messenger RNA. RefSeq lists its product as uncharacterized. The transcript has 2 exons. NCBI's taxonomy places the organism in Eukaryota, Viridiplantae, Streptophyta, Magnoliopsida, Poales, Poaceae. The coding region runs from base 75 to 572 and encodes 165 amino acids. The record is from RefSeq and is a predicted model, not a curated record.